Drosophila busckii is the source of this 1046-nucleotide messenger RNA. RefSeq names its product fibroleukin. The coding region runs from base 1 to 1023 and encodes 340 amino acids. Lineage: Eukaryota; Metazoa; Arthropoda; Insecta; Diptera; Drosophilidae. The transcript is spliced from 4 exons. The record is from RefSeq and is a predicted model, not a curated record.
AUGAGACUACAAGUAAAGAAGUGGAAUCUUUCUAAUCAUUCAGACUAUGAAAAGCAAUGUGGUCAAUAUUGCUAUAAAAUUGUUAAGACGCUGCUCAAUUUCUUAAAGUUUUUAAAAAAUGAAAAUGAUAACUUUAAUAGCAUAAUUGAAGGCAAAGAUCGACAAAUUGCAGAGCUUCAAGCAAAAUUAACAAGUCUAUACUCAAAUGAACACAAGCCAAAUGAAUUUGAUAGCUUAAGAAAGCUAAUUACUGAAUCGAAUACUGCCGUCAUCAACGAGCUAAGAUCACAAUUUCUCGAUUUUCAUAAUAAUGGAGAGAUAAAGCCACCAUAUGACUCUCUAAAAAGGUGUCAAAAUGAAUCGACUGAAUAUAAUACUAAAGUAAAUGAAUCUAAAGGUGGAGAAACUUAUAUUGAAAGUCCAUACCCCAAUAGUUGUGUUCCAUUUGGAAAUUCUUCUAAACAGUACAAAAUUAAUGUUGCUGGUGCCGGCUCAUUCCACGUGCUAUGUGAUGCCCACACAGCGGGUCCUGGUUGGAUUACCAUACUACGAAGAGCAGAUGGCAAGGUUGAUUUUGAUAGAGACUGGAAUGCUUAUCGCAACGGUUUCGGAUCAUUAAAUGGAGAUUUUUUCAUAGGCUUGGAAAAGCUUCAUUAUAUUACAAAAAGUCAGCCCUAUGAGCUAUAUGUGCAUUUAAAACAAUUAAACGGUCAGACUAUUCAUGCAAGAUAUGGCGAAUUCGCUAUUUCCAACGAAAAAGAAAAAUAUAAUCUUAUAAAACUGGACUUAUAUAGUGGAACAGCUGGGGAUUACCUAAAAACUAGCAAGCACACAGGUUUCUCAACAAAAAACAAAGUAAAUAUUCAAUACGCCAAGAAGUUUAAUGGUGGUUGGUGGUUUAAUGACUACACAAAGAGUAAUUUGAAUGGAAAAUACGUAGCUGACAAUAAUCUAGUAGGUAUGUUUUGGGGAGACUUAAAGAUACUCAAUCUUGUGAAAAUGUUAAUUCGUCCCAAGGUAUAAUACUCAGGAUAAUUUACAAAUUA